AUGAGUGAUGGAAAUGAAUGGAGAAACCAGCUUAUGGAGUCUCUCGAGCUCAGGGAUAAGAUAGAAAAAGCCAACAUCAAUAUGUUUACAAGUUUUGAAACAUUAUAUGAUAGAGCUAUGCAAGCUGAGGAAACGCUCGCUAAAUUGGAAGCAACUGACGCUCAAGGUGAAUUACAAUCAUCUUUAGAACAAAACCAACAACUAUCAAUUGAAUUAAAGAAUUCACAAGAUAAUACCAGGGAAUUAGAGACUCAACUACAGCAACAAAAGACCGAACGUUUGAAAUCAGCAAAAGAGGUUACAAUGUUGAACAGAGCUGUCACAAGAUUAACAAAUAAAUUGAACAACCAGACAGAAGAAUACCAACAUAAGAAUAAGUCGAUUGAACUAAUAAAUGAUGAGAUACUAUCAUUAUCAAUUCAAAAUAAUUUGCUAACGGAUAAGGUUGAUAAAUUAGAAAAGGAGAAUGGUGAUUUAGUUGAAAGAUGGAUUGAAAAAGUGAAAGCCGAUGCCGAUAAGAUGAAUGAGACUAACGCUUUCUUAGAAAUGUAUGGAUCAAAGAAUAGUGAUCCUUGAGCAUAUCUGUGAAUAAAAUCUGGAUGUGAAUUUUGACACAUGGUGCUACAAAACGUACUACAAAAAGUACUACAAAAAGUACUACAAAAAGUACUACAAAAAGUACUACACAACCACUAGACUAAUGAAUUAAGCAAUUGAUGA
Hansenula anomala is the source of this 720-nucleotide messenger RNA. It is a transcript of the gene ATG16, whose product is annotated as Atg16p. The coding region runs from base 1 to 576 and encodes 191 amino acids. The record is from RefSeq and is a predicted model, not a curated record. The transcript has 3 exons. NCBI's taxonomy places the organism in Eukaryota, Fungi, Ascomycota, Saccharomycetes, Phaffomycetales, Wickerhamomycetaceae.